Molecule: messenger RNA, 1599 nt
Organism: Physella acuta
Lineage: Eukaryota; Metazoa; Mollusca; Gastropoda; Physidae
Product: zinc finger protein ZPR1
Cellular component (GO): nucleus
Molecular function (GO): zinc ion binding
Source: RefSeq, a predicted model, not a curated record
UCUGUGUGUUUAUUAAUCACUAAACAACAUUUAUAAUUAAAGUUCUAAGGUAACUUUAAACAGUAAAAGUCUAAAGAAUCAAAAUGUAUGAAACCAAUGAAAAUAUAGCAAGCAGCGACACAUUAAACAAGCCUUUAUUCAGAGAUAUAACAGCUGAAGAUUAUGACCCAGAAAUCACAGAAAUGGAAAGCCUUUGUGUCAACUGUGAAGAGCAGGGAGUCACACGUCUUUUCCUAACCAAAAUUCCAUUUUACAAAGAAGUAAUUGUUUCCUCUUUUUGUUGUGACCACUGUGGGAAUAAAAAUGCUGAGUUACAGUCAGGUGGAAGCAUUCAGGAUCGUGGUGUAUCAUACAAGUUAAAUGUUACAAACAUCCGGGAUUUGAAUAGACAAGUCGUGAAAACAGAAUAUGCUACAAUUCGUAUUCCAAGUUUAGAUUUUGAGGUAGCUCCAGGAAAAUCAAAUUUGACAACAUUGGAAGGUGUGAUUAGCCAAGUGAUUGAUGGCCUGGAGCAGCAACAAGUACAAAGGAAGGUUGAGCACCCAGAUGUAGCAGAAAAGAUUGAAGAGUUUAUUGGAAAGUUGAAAGACUUAAAACUGGUUGAGAAACCAUUUCAGUUUGUACUAGAUGACCCAUCUGGCAACAGCUUUCUAGAGAAUCCAUAUGCUCCAACAAAAGACGCAGAGCUUACAGUGUCACAUUACGCAAGGACCAGACAGCAGGAUGAAUUUUUGGGCCUUCUUGAGCAGGAGGAGGAGCCAGUUGAAGACAGUGAAGGGAAAACUGUGGGUCAAGACGAUGGUGAAGGAUUCAACACACAGAAUGAGGUCCUCUCCUUCAGUACCAACUGUCCUAAUUGUAGGUCACCAUGUGAUACCCAUAUGAAGCUUGUCAAUAUACCACAUUUUAAAGAAGUGGUCAUAAUGGCAACAACAUGUAGCAAGUGUGGUCAUCGUGACAAUGAGGUCAAAAGCUCAGGAGGGAUUGAGGAGCUGGGACAGAAGAUAGACCUGGUUAUCAACACACCAGAAGAUAUGGCUAGAGAUGUGUUAAAGAGUGAAUUGUCCACACUGAGUAUACCAGACUUGGACUUUGAGAUGGAGAUGGGGACACUGGGAGGGAAAUUUACAACAGUUGAGGGUCUCCUGCUGGACGUGAAGACUCAGCUCAAGGAUUUUAAUCCCUUCUUUCGAGGUGAUUCAUCUCAGCCACAGAUGUGUGAGCAGUUGUCAGAUUUCUGUGAGAAGAUUGAUGAGAUUGUACAAGGCAAAAGGACAGGUGUCCAUUUUGUACUGGAUGACGCUUCAGGCAACAGUUACAUUCAGAGUCUCUGUGCGCCGGACCCUGACCCCCAGCUGACCAUCACAAGAUACACCCGCACCUGGGAACAGAACGAAGAGCUGGGACUCAAUGACAUGAAAACUGAAAAUUAUGAGCAGGCCUGACCCAAACGGAUGCUGUGAUUUAUGCCAAGCCUAGCUAAAUGGAUUUAUUCUUCUUCCAGAAUUUAUUGUUAUAAUGAUAACCAAUCUGGAUUAGAUGGGAAAAAAAAUAUUUUGUUCGAAACUUUGACAAUAAAAUUGUACUAGUGAUAUCAAA